AUGGCUAUCAUUGCUGCUCAUGGCCAAGCGCAAGAGCAUAUCUUGCUCGAUGGGAAAUACGUUCCUCGCGCUGUUCUUAUGGAUCUGGAGCCUGGUACCAUGGAUUCCCUCAGAUCUGGUCCCUUUGGUCAGAUUUUUCGUCCUGAUAACUUCGUCUUUGGCCAGUCCGGUGCUGGUAACAACUGGGCCAAAGGUCAUUAUACCGAAGGUGCUGAGUUGAUUGAUUCCGUUCUCGAUGUUGUCAGGAAGGAGGCUGAGAACAGCGAUUGUCUUCAAGGUUUCCAAGUGUGUCAUUCAUUGGGUGGAGGAACCGGAUCUGGAAUGGGAACUCUUUUGAUUUCUAAGAUUAGAGAUGAGUAUCCAGAUCGUAUGAUGAUGACUUUUUCAGUGUUUCCUUCUCCUAAGGUCUCUGACACUGUUGUUGAGCCAUACAAUGCUACUCUCUCUGUGCAUCAGCUUGUUGAAAAUGCUGACGAGUGUAUGGUUUUGGACAAUGGGGCUCUUUACGAUAUCUGUUUCCGUACCUUGAAGCUUGCUAACCCUACCUUCAUCUCUGCUACAAUGAGUGGUGUUACUUCCUGUCUUCGUUUCCCUGGUCAACUAAACUCUGACCUUAGGAAGCUUGCUGUGAACCUUAUCCCCUUCCCAAGGCUUCACUUCGUCAUGGUUGGUUUCGCUCCAUUGACAUCGAGAGGAUCA
Messenger RNA from Camelina sativa (false flax), 699 nucleotides. The record is from RefSeq and is a predicted model, not a curated record. NCBI's taxonomy places the organism in Eukaryota, Viridiplantae, Streptophyta, Magnoliopsida, Brassicales, Brassicaceae.